Messenger RNA from Xylona heveae TC161, 512 nucleotides. RefSeq lists its product as hypothetical. The record is from RefSeq and is a predicted model, not a curated record. NCBI's taxonomy places the organism in Eukaryota, Fungi, Ascomycota, Xylonomycetes, Xylonales, Xylonaceae. The transcript has a single exon. The coding region runs from base 82 to 456 and encodes 124 amino acids.
GUCGGUUUUCUCACUGUCAUUGUACCUUCAAAUGUCGGUGUAGUCUUAGUUUACCACUCUGUCCUGUAUGUCCCGGUCCCUAUGUCCGUGUCCUGUAUGGACUUGUACGUCGUUUACAAACAUGUACGUUUACAAGUAUAUCGUUUGAACGUUUGCAAAUCUCAACUUCCACCUGGCCAAGCCAUGCCAAGCCACAAGAUAGAUAUUCCCGAUGUCUUUGUCGCUGUCGGUGUCCGAAAUAAAACAGCGCCCAACACCCAACUCGGGGGCAUCCGGCGUGCACCCUACAUACCUACCUACAUAUUCUAUAUAGUACUGCGGUGGUCAACGGGUUGUGGCUUUUAUUUUAUUUUUUUUUUAUUUAGUCGUUUAUUCAUUUAUUCAUUUUAUUUUAUUUCUAUUUAUUUCUUUAUUUAUUCUAUAGUGUUUAAAACGAAAAUAUAUAUAUAUAUAUAAUGUGAGAAUUGCAAUCGUGACUCAAACUCUCAAAAUUGCUAAACUACUUUAUUACU